Radiomyces spectabilis is the source of this 189-nucleotide messenger RNA. RefSeq lists its product as uncharacterized. The transcript has a single exon. The annotation marks the transcript as partial. The record is from RefSeq and is a predicted model, not a curated record. NCBI's taxonomy places the organism in Eukaryota, Fungi, Mucoromycota, Mucoromycetes, Mucorales, Radiomycetaceae.
AAGAGUAAGGUUAAGCGCCAUAAACUGAUGCAAGUAGGCGCCCUAUCAAAAAGAAUCACGGAAGCUUGCCAAAGUGUCGAGAAAGUUGUUACUUCAAAGGUUUUGUUUCCCAUUCUUAAGAGUGUUAGGAUAAAUGUCGAGACGAAGAGCUCAUUUAAUGGCCAUAAACGACUUUAUAGAAUCAGGUAA